AUUGUUGUCAUUGUGAGUAAUAAGAAAGUUAAGAGCUGGCAGAAUUUCUUGAAUAGUUUUGACAGGUGGUGGUGGGUCCUUACUCCUGCAUAGGUUGACAAUGACCCAAGUCACAUUACGGAGAAAUGAAAUUUGGAUAUCAGGUUUGAUGAAACUCAACAGUGGCUUAACUACUCCCAUUUCAAUGACAAAAUCUCGGAGCACGGGACCAUCUCCAAUGAUGUUACCAAGAGCCCAGACAGCUUGUUCACAAACAUUCUCGUGGGGAGACAUGAGCAACUGAAGGAAGACAGGAACAGCACCAGCAUGGACAACUUUGUUAGUCUGGGCGGAGGUGCCUGAUGCGAUAUUCGUUAAGGCCCAAGCGGUUUCGAAUUGAAGUGAGGGAUUGUCAGCCCUUGAAAGGCACUGCACAAGGAUAGGGAGAAUGCCAGUAGCAAUCAGCUCAUCAAUGGGUGGGUUCUUGUCUGAGGAGAGUAGCUUCCUGCACUGCUGUACAGCGGCUAGCUGCACGUCAGGGUUGUCUCCGUUCGCCGCAUUCAUUACCAGCUCCUUGAGGUCGGUAGAUGCGAGGGUCCUAUCAAUCUCAUCCUCGUCUGUAGAGUAGCUGAUAGGCACAUUACGACGUUUCUGUAGUGUUUCUUCUCUUUUAUUUUUUCUCAGUUCUACUGUAACUUCGUUCCUCCGCCUGCGCAUUUCCUAAAAUCACAUACAAAAUCAAACGUCAUUUCUUUGUAGAACUUUUACAGUUUUUGAUAUGAUCUUAGGAGCCAUUGAACUAUAUUUUUAUACUUACGUCGACAUCUUUGCCAGUGUUCUUGAAAACAUGCAUGCGGUUCUUCACUUGAUCAGUCGCCAUUUUAUUUUUGUGCUCGCAGUAUCGUUACAAACGUGGUAAUUACACAAUGAAACAAAGAAUCAACAUAAAAUAAUGUCGAAGAAAACUAAUCAAACAUGUUUUAACGGCACUAUUCGAGUUGCUGAUUCAUUAACCUCUUUAUAACACAGAAUAUUCUACAACACGAAACUAAUCGUCCGUUUCCUCCUCGAAUUUCUUUCUUUUUUUCGGUUGGACUGACCAAAGAGGAACUGAGAACUAUCUAUAGACAAUAUCGUAGACUGAAUGUUGCAAACGUCAAACUUGAGCGUAUUUCUAACUAGUAUUAAAUCGACUAACUAAAAUAAUGUGUUGCCAUUACCUAAAACUGGUUAGUUUUCUUUGUUGGUAAUAAUUUUGCGAGUUAUUGAUGAAUUUUCUUUCCUACGCACUUCCGCAUUUGUCGCAGUCAAAACAGGAGUGUUACUGUUUGUUAUUAAAAUAUACAUUUAAAAACGUUAAUUUGUAUUGGAAUAUUAAAACUUACAAAAUGACUGUGUUGACCAAGCCGAGUCUGACUAUUAAGAAAAUCCCGUUAAUAGACGAAAGCCAUUGCGAUGGGGAAAUCAUCGAGAUGCAACCGACAGGGCCUCGCAAGCGUCAUCAUAGUUUAGGAGCUAUCUUUUGUAUGGCUGUCACUGUGUUUCUCCUCGUUCUUAUGGGGGUCAUCACAGCGCUCCAGAUUUACGAGCAAGUUACUUCUGAUGUGUCCCAGCACAACCGUAUCCAGGGAUUCUGCUCCAUUCCUCUGAACGGGGACAUGGAAAUGUUAGAGUCCCACAGGAUGCCGCUCCAGUGGAAGGCUGCGAAUGUUGGGACAACUAUCCAAGUGGUGAGCGUAACAGAGGAUGAUGACCCGGACCAUCUGAUGGAUCUACUGCGGGAGGUGUUUGACAUCGACAUCGACCAGUCCGUCGAGAAGAUAUCUGUCUUCAACAACGGUCACCCCGUUAGCUUUCUGCAUGACUUCGAAGCUAAUGUUACUGGUAUCGUGGACUCGGAGCGCUGCUUCAUGAUGUCGCUGGACCCGGUGGGCGUGGUGGCCCCGGGCGAGCUGGCGGCGGGGCUGGCGGCGGGCGCGGCCUUCGACGUGCGGCGCGUGCGCACCCCGCUGCGCGCGCUGCUGCCGCCGCGCCCCGCGCCGCGCGCCCUCGCACACCUCUGCACCGACCGCCCCAUCUACCCGCUCACCAGGGACGUCGCUGUCGUCAUACGCAAACGAUCAGCUGAUGCCCCACCCCACGAUUACAUGCACUUUGCCGGUAAUGGAGUACAGGAGAUAGAGAUCAGUAACCUCGCCGAGCUACUGCAGUACGAGCAGGACAACAAGCGCACCGACUAAGGGGGGAAAAGGGGGGUGUAGUCCACACACAUUGCACUGGGCACAGCUCGUGGAGUGACAGCUUCAGAGACACAAGUGAUGUCUCUACAGCUGUCGACUGUCACCUGUCACUUCUCAUCAAAUCACAACAUCCAUUAAGUCUAGAGAAAUCCUCGUGAGGACUGGGGAUGUCGAAAUACAAUCCUUACAAAUACAAAUUUCAUUGUUUAGUCCAAAUUUAGUUUUAAGUUAUUCUCCCAUUUGAAUGCUUUCGUAAUUUUAUUCGAAAAGGUAAAACAGUAAUAAAAUUACUUACAGUGUUCCUACUUUAAUAACUUAUGUGAUAUUGUAUGAAUUUCCCUUCCAAAAGAGAAUCUAGAUAUUUGAAAAGUAUUGCGCACAUUGAAUGAAUUCGGGCUGUGUAAAAAGGAAAAAAUAUAGACCAAAUGUUAGUUUUUGCCUUCGAGAUACUGUCAUUUUGUUUCCACUAGUCAAUAACUGCCAUUUAUUCAUUGUUUUCAUCCAUUGUAGGUAUAAUUUGUAUUUCGAAGGGUGAAAAUAAUUCAUAUUGUUAACACCAGGAUGCAAAAGGAAGGGAAAAUGAAUUUCAUUUAAAAAAAAAAACAUAAGUGAUAUUUGACUUAAAAAGAGUCCUUAGUAACUUCGACACCUCUAUUUAGUCGAUUGCAAUGAGUAUUCAUUAUAUUAUCAUAGUUUUAGUUGAUUUAGUUAAACAUUUUGAUGCUGUUCAAGAAUAUUAUAAUGUGUAAGAUGAUAGAUAUAGGAAUAAUAUUAAAUAAGGAUACAAAUAUAUAUGUAGGGCACGUCGUAUCUUGCGUUAAGCACAGAUUAAAUAUACCUACAUACAUUUUACCUGAUGAUCUCGCUCGUUAGGUUCCAUUAAAAAUACGUUUAAAAAACAAUGUUAUUAUUUUAUUAAGGUCGAAAAUGUCAUGCGUUCGAGUACCUAUGAAAUGUUGUAUAAUUUAUAGUUUUAAGUUUAUUCCGCUUGUAUACUUCUAGGUGAUUUAUGACAAAAU
Messenger RNA from Spodoptera exigua (beet armyworm), 3238 nucleotides. NCBI's taxonomy places the organism in Eukaryota, Metazoa, Arthropoda, Insecta, Lepidoptera, Noctuidae. The record is from the annotation of a GenBank genome assembly.